CCCAAGUCUAUUAGGAUUAGGGAGUGAGCCAUUAUUUCCAACUCAAAUUUCACUCCAGAUUUUUUCAGUGCAUCAUUGCAACCUUGAAGUUCGUUACCAUCAUCACCGGCAAACUGUAAAAAUCUCGACUUCGCGGAAUUUAAUGUACUGAUUGAUCUACACACGCUUCAAAACCCUAAAAUAUCGAAGCAAAAUUCGAUUUUCCUGCAAACUAACCAACCAUCUACCCAAACCAUGGCAACGCCGAAACCCUCGACGAGGACGCCGGCGGAAAUAGAGGACAUCAUCCUCCGGAAGAUAUUCCUUGUCUCCCUCAUCGACUCCAUGGAGAACGACUCUCGAAUCGCCUACCUCGAGAUGACGGCCGCCGAGAUUCUGAGCGAGGGCAGGGAUUUGCGGCUUUCCCGCGACUUGAUGGAGAGAGUAGUGAUCGAUCGCCUCUCCGGCGAAUUCCCGGCGGCCGAGCCGCCGUUCCAGUACCUGCUCAAUUCGUACCGCCGCGCGCACGAAGAAGGGAGGAAAAUCGCGUCCAUGAAGGAUAAGGGCGUUAGAUCGGAGAUGGAAAUUGUGGUGAGGCAAGCUAAGAAAUUGGCGGUUUCGUACUGCAGGAUUCACUUGGGGAAUCCCGAUAUGUUCCCCGAUGGCGAGAAGAACAAGUCGAGCGUGUCCCCUUUGCUGCCGUUGCUGUUUUCCGAGGUCGGCGGUAGCAGUCUCGACGGAUUUGGAGGGAGCAGUAGUAGUGGGGUUUCUGCUCCUCCUGGUUUUCUAGAGGAGUUUUUCAGGGAUGCCGAUUAUGAGUCGAUCGAGCCAGUUUUGAAGCAGCUGUACGAGGAUCUGAGAGGGAGUUUGCUAAAGGUUUCGGCUUUGGGGAACUUUCAGCAGCCGUUGAGGGCGUUAUUGUUUCUGGUGAAUUUUCCGGUGGGGGCAAAGGCGUUGGUGAAUCACCCCUGGUGGAUUCCGAGGAGCUUUUUUUUGACCGGGAGGGCGAUGGAGAUGACCAGCAUAUUGGGGCAGUUUUUUCAUGUCAGUGCAUUGCCUGAUCAUGAUACAUUCAAGUGUGAGCCUGAUAUUGGCCAACAAUGCUUCUCUGAAGCUUCAACCCGCCGCCCGGCUGAUCUACUGUCAUCCUUUACAACUAUCAAAACUGUUAUGAACAACUUGUAUGAUGGGUUGGCAGAAGUUCUUAUGUGCCUUCUUAAAAACACAAACACUCGGGAAAAUGUUCUUGAGUACCUUUCAGAGGUCAUCAACAGAAACGCUUCUAGGGCACAUUUGCAGGUUGAUCUCUUAUCUUGUGCUAGUUCUGGCAUGUUUGUAAACCUCAGUGCUGUAAUGCUUCGCCUCUGUGAGCCAUUUUUAGAUGCAAGUCUGUCGAAAAGGGAUAAAAUUGAUCCUAAAUAUGUGUUUUACGGUGACCGUCUGGAGAUGAGAGGAUUGACUGCUUUGCAUGCAUCAUCAGAAGAAAUGUUUGAGUGGUUUGGCGGUAAUACUGCAAAAGUUGAUGCCUUGACUAAUACUGGUGAUUCUCACAACCGGUUGCUCCAAUCACUAGGAGCUACUAGUUCUGGCAGUAGUACAAAUGAACUUUCUGUCCUCCAAAGUAAUCAAGUAUCCAAAAGUAGUGGAAAAACCAAAUAUCCUUUCAUAUGUGAAUGUUUCUUCAUGACCGCUAGGGUACUCAACUUGGGGUUGCUAAAAGCAUUUUCGGACUUCAAGCACCUUGUUCAGGAUAUUUCUAGAUCUGAAGAUACUUUAUCCUCUUUCAAAGCAAUGUACGAGCAAUCACCUUCUCCACAACUGCAGCAAGAUAUCACCCGCCUUGAAAAAGAAAUUGAGUUGUACUCGCAAGAAAAACUAUGCUAUGAAGCUCAAAUAUUAAGGGAUGGUGGAAUUCUACAGCGUGCAUUGUCUUACUAUCGCCUAAUGGUAGUUUGGUUGGUUGGGCUAGUUGGCGGGUUUAAAAUGCCACUACCGCCGGCAUGCCCAAAGGAGUUUGCUUCUAUGCCGGAACAUUUCAUUGAAGAUGCCAUGGAGUUGCUAAUUUUUGCCUCGCGAAUUCCUAGAGCUUUAGACGGAGUCAUGCUGGAUGAUUUUAUGAACUUCAUCAUUAUGUUCAUGGCUAGUCCAGAAUACAUUCGAAAUCCAUAUCUAAGAGCUAAAAUGGUUGAAGUCCUCAAUUGUUGGAUGCCUAGGAGAAGUGGCUCAAAGGCAACAGAGACUUUGUUUGAAGGGCAUCAAUUAUCCCUCGAAUAUCUAGUCAGGAAUCUUCUGAAACUUUAUGUUGAUAUUGAAUUCACUGGAUCACACACGCAGUUCUAUGACAAGUUUAACAUCCGUCACAAUAUUGCGGAACUCUUGGAGUACUUAUGGCAGGUUCCUAGUCAUCGCAAUGUUUGGAGAAGGAUUGCCAAGGAAGAGGAAAAGGGCGUCUACUUGAACUUCUUGAACUUUUUGAUUAAUGAUAGUAUUUAUCUGUUGGACGAAAGUCUAAACAAGAUUCUUGAACAUAAAGAAUUAGAAUCUGAGAUGUCUAAUACUGUGGAGUGGGAAAGAAGGCCUGCCCAAGAGAGGCAGGAGAGAACUCGGCUUUUCCACUCUCAGGAGAAUAUUAUUAGGAUUGAUAUGAAAUUGGCCAAUGAAGAUGUGAGCAUGCUGGCAUUUACUUCCGAACAGAUCACGUCUCCUUUCCUGCUGCCAGAGAUGGUUGAAAGAGUUGCCAGUAUGCUGAAUUAUUUCCUAUUACAACUCGUGGGUCCUCAACGAAAAUCCCUCACCUUGAAAGACCCUGAAAAAUACGAGUUUCGCCCCAAACUGUUGCUAAAGCAGAUUGUUAAUAUAUACGUCAACCUCGCCCGAGGAGACAAGGAUAACAUUUUCGCCUCAGCUAUCAUAAGGGAUGGCCGAUCAUACAACGAACAUCUAUUUGAUGCAGCAGCCGAUGUUUUGAGGAGAAUUGGGGAAGAUGUUAGAAUUAUACACGAAUUUGUUGAGCUCGGGAGAAAAGCUAAAGUUGCUGCCUCGGAAGCUAUGGAUGCCGAAGCUGUUCUUGGUGACAUACCGGAUGAAUUCCUCGACCCCAUUCAGUACACAUUAAUGAGGGAUCCUGUCAUUUUGCCUUCUUCCAAAGUCAUUGUGGAUCGACCCAUCAUACAGAGGCAUCUUUUGAGUGACAGCACAGAUCCAUUCAAUCGGUCGCAUCUUACUGUGGAUAUGUUGAUACCGGACGUAGAAUUGAAGGCGAGAAUAGAAGAAUUUAUUAAAUCACAAGGGUUGAAAAAGCAUGGUAAUGAAAACAUGAGCAUGCAGCAGGAUAAAGCCACCAUUCAGACAAUAGAUACAACUUCUUUGAUUGAUUGAUUAGCUCAGAUAUUUAUGGUGACAUAAUCUCUGUAUAAAUUCGCUUGUCAUAGGUAAAAUGUUAUAUUUACAUAACCUUUAUGCUUUUUACCUGGAAUCUUUUGUCUGGGAUGCUGUUCUGUGUACUAUUCUAGUUCAUUUGGAAACUUGUUUAAGAAAAUAUUUGAAAAUUCAACUGAACAAUAUUUCUAAUAUUUGAUUCCUUGUCUCUCUUCUUCAUACAUUCAUUCUUAUUUUCAUCAUGAAUGAGAAAUCAAGACUUUUGACAUUCAAGGAUUUUUUUUUUCUUUUUUUUUUU
This is a messenger RNA of Striga asiatica, 3655 nucleotides long. The record is from the annotation of a GenBank genome assembly. Lineage: Eukaryota; Viridiplantae; Streptophyta; Magnoliopsida; Lamiales; Orobanchaceae.